Funneliformis mosseae is the source of this 1320-nucleotide messenger RNA. Lineage: Eukaryota; Fungi; Glomeromycota; Glomeromycetes; Glomerales; Glomeraceae. The record is from the annotation of a GenBank genome assembly.
AUGACUUCGCACGAAAUCGUCGAAAUUGCAGAAUCACCAAAAUCAAACGAUGACUUUUCCUUCCGGCACAAACCUUUACUUUAUAUCCACUCAUCCCUCAAAGAGAGAAUUUUACAUAUAAAAAAGAAUGUAUCUCUAUCGGAAUUAAGUGGUAGUCUUGGAGAUUUAGGCACUUUACUUCCAAUCUUAGUAGCUCUUUCAAUCACCGGACAGGUUUCUUUGACUGCAUCACUUAUAUUCGGAGGUCUGUGGAAUAUCAUUAGCGGUCUGAUGUUUCGAAUCCCCAUGUGUGUUCAACCUAUGAAAGCUAUCGCUGCGGUGGCAAUCUCGGCAAAUUUAUCUAUAGGUGAAAUCAUGUCUGCUGGUCUUGGUGUUGGUGUAAUGGUAUUUAUUCUUGGCAUCACUAAAACUAUUAAAUUCAUCGAAAAGUGGACACCCGUUCCAAUAAUCAGAGGCAUUCAAUUGGGAGCAGGCUUAUCGCUAAUCAUAAAAGCUGCCGAUAUGGUUCGAAAAAAUGGUAGUUGGGGCGGUAGUUCUUGGAAAUGGAAUGAUAAUUAUGAAUGGGCUAUUCUAUCAUUCAUAUUCGUAUUUGCAUUUUAUUCAUCUAAAAGAAUACCUACGGCAUUACUUCUAUUCAUCUUUGGGCUAAUAAUUGCCUUUAUAAAGGUCUUUGUAUCUAAUAGUACAUUACCAUCAAUCUCAUUUAAUCUUCCUGAAAUUGUUGUCCCAACCCUAGAAGAAUUUAAAGUCGGAUUCCUUAGUGCAUCUCUUGGCCAACUUCCACUGACAACUCUCAAUUCAGUCAUCGCAUUGGCGGCAUUAGCUAAUGAUUUGUUCCCGGAACGAUCCUCAUUGAAUACUGUUAAAAAAAUUUCAAUUUCCGUCGGACUUAUGAACAUUGUUGGAUGUUUUUUCGGCUCUAUCCCCUAUUGUCAUGGAUCAGGUGGAUUGGCUGGACAAUACCGUUUCGGCGCAAGAUCCGAAGUUAGCGUUUUGGUUCUUGGAUUUUUUAAAUUAAUCCUGGGGAUAUUAUUUGGAAAGACUUUAACCAAUCUUCUAAAUUACUUCCCUUAUUCAAUUAUUGGUGUAAUGCUCUUUGUCUCGGGAGCGGAAUUAUCAUCUGCAGCACGAAAUUUCAUGAACACUCGUGAUCAUAAAGAUGAUGAUGAGACAAAAAAGAACUUUACCCUAGUUAUCGUAACAGCAGGAUUAUUGGUCGGUUUUCAAAAUGAUGGAAUUGGAUAUAUUGGUGGUAUGCUGGUUAGCCUUUUGUUUUAUAUCACUCGUGUUUUGAUGCCCAGAUUUUGCGCAUCAAAGUAA